This is a messenger RNA of Synchiropus splendidus (mandarinfish), 1160 nucleotides long. Its product is annotated as GTP-binding protein Rhes-like. Gene Ontology annotation, molecular function: GTPase activity; GTP binding. The transcript has a single exon. Bases 142 to 768 code for a protein of 208 amino acids. Lineage: Eukaryota; Metazoa; Chordata; Actinopteri; Syngnathiformes; Callionymidae. The record is from RefSeq and is a predicted model, not a curated record.
GGAGCAUCCACAGAGAGCAGACACCCCAGGAGGUCACCCAGCCGCUCUCCAGAAACUGCUGAAGGCGGUAUUAUUAAAUGCACCAUCUGGAGGCCGAGUGAGACUCUUUCUUCUGCACAGAUCGACCUGAGCCACAGAAGCAUGUCUCUCGAGGUGAAGGAGAAGACCCAGGUGCGACUGGUGUUCCUCGGGGCGGCGGGAGUGGGCAAGACAGCGCUGAUCCAACGCUUCCUCCUGGACAAAUUCGAACCCAAACACCGCCGAACGGUGGAAGAGCUGCACAGCAAGGAGUACGACAUCGGUGGAGUCAAAGUCACCGUUGAGAUCUUGGACACCAGCGGCAGCUACUCCUUCCCAGCCAUGCGCAAACUCUCCAUCCAGAACAGCGACGCCUUCGCUCUGGUGUACGCCGUGGACGACCCCGAGUCCCUGGAGGUGGUGAAGAGUCUUCGGGAUGAGAUUCUGGAGAUCAAGGAGGACAAGUUCACCCCCAUCGUGGUGGUGGGGAACAAGGUGGAUCAGGAGGAAACGCGGCAGGUGUCCAGCGAGGACGUGCUGUCCACCGUGGAGAUGGACUGGAAUAACAGUUAUGUGGAGGCUUCUGCCAAGGAGAACUCCAACGUGGUGGAGGUGUUCAAGGAGCUCCUGCAGCAAGCCAACCUGCCGAGCCGCCUCAGCCCGGCCCUGCGCCGACGCAGGGAGACCUUCCCCAACGAGGAGAACUUCCGGCCGCCAAUGAACAAGACCAACAGCUGCAUUCUCUCAUGAACUUUGAAGGAUGACACGGCAGCUCAGAACCAGGCGUCUCUGACAGUCAUUCAGGCGGAGCAGCGGUAGACUUGAUCCGAGAUGGACAGAAGUGAACACAAGAGGACUUCAACUGAAUUAAUAUAAACAUGAAGCUGAAUUAACUGUAGAUAUUCAUGAGCUAGUGUUGGUGUCAGUAUAGAUAUAUAUGUAUAAAUAAACAACCAAUGAAAGUCUUGUAUUUAACUGUCAUGUGCUCUGUCAGAUCUGUAUCACACAUGUAAGUGCACAUCAUCUCUGUCGAUAUUUGGUUUUAAACAUGCGAGUGUAUAUUUCUUUUUCUGUACAGUGAAUUCAAUGCACCGUUUCAUAUGAAAAAAAAAAUGCAUCACAUUUCAAACAAUUAAAAUAAA